AUGGCUCCCUGCUCCACCAGCUACUCCUCUAUUCACCACAUCAGGAUCUCUGAGAGAGACAACAUCAAAUUGAGAAAACCUAUUGUGGAGAAAAUGCGCAGAGACCGCAUCAACAGCUGCAUCGAGCAGCUCAAGAUCAUCCUGGAGAAAGAGUUCCACAAGCAGGAGCCCAACUCCAAGCUGGAGAAAGCCGACAUCCUGGAGAUGACCGUGAGCUUCCUGAGGCAGCAGUUGCAGCCGGGCCUCUGUCGGAGCGACUAUAGCCAAGGCUACUCUCACUGCUGGAGGGACUCUCUGCACUUCCUCUCUGCCGGCUCCAGCAAAGAGGCCACUUUCACCUCUCCGCAGGGCCUCCAGCAGAAGGAGCGGCACGAGCAGCCGCUCCAUCAGGCCCAGAGAGGCAGCAGCUUCUCGCCAGUCUGCUCCACCCUCAGGCCCACCACGCUGCAGGACAGCAGCAGCAGCAGCAGCAGCAGAGGCCCCGUGUGGAGGCCUUGGUAG
This is a messenger RNA of Xiphias gladius (swordfish), 501 nucleotides long. RefSeq names its product transcription factor HES-5-like. Gene Ontology annotation, molecular function: protein dimerization activity; RNA polymerase II cis-regulatory region sequence-specific DNA binding; DNA-binding transcription factor activity, RNA polymerase II-specific. Gene Ontology annotation, cellular component: nucleus. NCBI's taxonomy places the organism in Eukaryota, Metazoa, Chordata, Actinopteri, Istiophoriformes, Xiphiidae. Bases 1 to 501 code for a protein of 166 amino acids. The record is from RefSeq and is a predicted model, not a curated record. The transcript is spliced from 2 exons. Gene Ontology annotation, biological process: regulation of transcription by RNA polymerase II; regulation of neurogenesis; anterior/posterior pattern specification.